This is a messenger RNA of Hyaloscypha bicolor E, 1542 nucleotides long. Its product is annotated as dual specificity protein phosphatase 12. The record is from RefSeq and is a predicted model, not a curated record. Gene Ontology annotation, cellular component: nucleus. The coding region runs from base 227 to 1309 and encodes 360 amino acids. Gene Ontology annotation, molecular function: protein tyrosine/serine/threonine phosphatase activity. The transcript is spliced from 4 exons. Gene Ontology annotation, biological process: protein dephosphorylation. NCBI's taxonomy places the organism in Eukaryota, Fungi, Ascomycota, Leotiomycetes, Helotiales, Hyaloscyphaceae.
CUUAAUCACUCAACUGCCCAAGACAUAUUCCGAUCACCUGACUCUUUACCCCUAUAUUGCCCCUAUCCCAUUGUUUACAUUCGACCGUCAGCGUAUCCGAGGAGCUGACGGCGUUGUCUUGAAACUAUCGAAUCCAGCAAAGACAAAAGACAGCUAUCGACACUUGAUUCAAGAUCUACAGAAGUCUGCCGCCGCAAACCUGGAUUACAGACCGGCUCCGUCAAACAUGUCGUUGUCGCGGGUGCCGGGGGAUGAGAAUCUGUAUGUUGGAGGGAUAUUCACUCUUCGCCGGAAGAGCACUCUUGAGAAAACCGGUAUUACUCACAUCGUUUCGGUCCUCAAGUAUGACUUCAAAGACUUUGAGGAUUGGGAGAAAUACGACCAUCUGAACAUCGAGGUUGACGAUGUGGAGGAUGAGAAUCUGUUAGGAGAGUUUGAGAACACGGGAAAGUGGAUUGAAGAGGGUCUAAAGAACGGAAAGGAUGGCAAGAAAGGAGGUGUUUUAGUUCACUGCGCAAUGGGCAAAUCACGCUCGGUAACAAUUAUAGUUGCCUACCUUCUCCGACAAUAUCCUUACCACACCGUGUCUUCAGCAUUAGCACUAGUUCGGGAAUCACGGCCCAUGGCUGAGCCUAACAAUGGCUUCAUGGCACAACUCGAACUCUACAAAGAGAUGGGCUGCCCACGUGAUAUCGAUGGUCACCCCAAGUACCAGAGGUGGCUAUAUCAAAGAGAAGUCGAUCUCGCCCUGGCAGCUGGGAUGGCACCAGAAAGGGUCAGGUUCGAGGAUGAGGAACUGCAAGACGAGACCGAAGUAUCGGGACGGGAGGUUGAGUUAAGGUGUCGUAAAUGCCGGCAAAGUCUCGCAACAACCCCCUAUUUUGUGAAACAUCUUCCAAACCUUCCCAAAACCAAGUCGUUGCCUACGACAGAACCAAUAUCCUCACUUACCGACUCUUUUCCCAUGCCACCACUUCACACCGCUUGUACGCACCAUUUCCUCCACCCCCUAUCCUGGAUGCGGCCAGCGCUCGAACAAGGACUCCUGGAUAGCCGUCUCGAGUGUCCAAAUCUCAAAUGCCACGCCCAGAUAGGACGCUAUGCAUGGCAAGGCAUGAAGUGCAGUUGCGGAAUAUGGGUUUGUCCAGCGUUCAGUCUUCAAAGGGGCCGAGUAGACGAGAUCGUGAAAAGGGGGGAGAAUAACCAGGGUCAGGGGCCAGAUGGAGUUAACGUUGCCAGUGGGGGACGAAAGGGCACUGCUCUUGGUAUUAGGCUUCCGCCGGGUAUGCGAGGCAAGGGAAACCUAUAGGAUCGAAAUGACGGUGUGGAAGAACUAUGCAGCAUUUCGGAGAGCCUGGCCCUAUUGGUGGCCUGUAUUGAAAUUGUGGCACUGGCGGCGAUGAUGAUUUGAUGGCCCCCAAGAUCUCGUCAGCACAUCGACCGGAAACACCGAGCUCUCCCGAUGCAGUUGCACUGGUGCAGCGAGUAGAGACAGUGGUCUGAACACCUUGUGCAACCAUCGUGAACGAAAGGAGGUUGCCA